AUGGAAUGGUCAAAGAACCGCUCGAGUGAAUUGGUCUCGGUUCGCCGCCGCUUAGACACGGGUGCUGACAGCGAUUGCGAGCGGGCGGACAUCAGCUGGGGUGUUGGGACACUUCUUGAACUCGGCAAGGUGCUUAAGAAGGUUGUUGUCGCGAUUUUGAAUCUUCUUUCUGCAGUGUUUACAUUUGUAAUAGUUCCUGUUGGACUUGUUUGGGACAGCUUCGCGCUUCUCAAAGUUAUCCUGACAGAUAGAGGCGAGUUGGCGACCAGGUGCUGGCAUGAGAGGCAAGGGUGUGUCGAGACUGAAGCAGUAGAAGGAAGCAUCAUAUCAUUAACGGGCCCAUGGGUUGCUAUAGGCGUCGCGACUCGCAGUCACGGGAAAAUAGACCCAUUAUAUUCAAUAAGCGCUCUAUAUACUGCCAAAUUCUGCCCGGUGCCCUCGGCGGCAGGAUGGCAACUGCCGGUGGCAGACGGCGAAAUGGCAGAACGGCAGAGUUCUGCCGCGAACACUAAGGAGCGGGGCGUAACCAGGGCGUCCGCCGCCGAGGCACGUCGCGGCGGCGUCGAGAGCGGCCGGGAGCCAGGAUGGGGAAGGGACAAAGGAAACGGGCAGAGACGCGUGCGGAGAACGCGGUGCGGAGGAAAACAAGCGUGGGCGCCGGCGGCCGCUCGUAGAACGGCGGGGUGCGGGCUCGGAAGGUCGGCCACAGGCCCGGCGCCAGUACUGCAGGCCUGCAGACCUGCUCGGCGGUGUGCUGAGACGCUGAUUAUGAAGAUGUGUAUCGUUCGUGGCCGAAAGGCGGCGGAGGUGUUUCAUGAACAACAAGCACGAGGCGGACGGAUGACGCCAUGCAGGUGGCCCCGCCCAAUCCGGCAGGCCGGCCACGGCGCUUGCCCGCGCGGAAUUGGCAGGGGCGAUACUCGACGUCUUCUCAGUUCUGCGUCCUCCGGCGUUCGGCACCGCUGUUCCUUUCCCCUCCGCCCACACAGUCGCCCGCCCGCGCCUUCUGCCUUGCGAUCGCCCUGGAGGCCUCGCUUAGGUGGUGAGUCGUCAUCAUUCCCGCCUCCGCAGCCCCACGCACAGAGCCGGGCCAUUGUUCAUUUCUCCGCUGCCCCGCCCCCCGCGCGCCCCGUUGCCAGAGCAGCCCGCGCUGUCGCUGAUAGAGUGAGGCCCGAGCGCGCAGACGGCGAGCCGAGCACGUCAUUCAUCUCCGCUCGCCCUCCGCCCCUUGACGUCCUCACCGGCACCGGCACGCGCGCCCGGUGUUCCCCCGCUGCUGCCACCCGCUUAGCCGCGCGCAGCCCACCGCCGUCCCAAUCUCCCAGCCUCCCCGCCGUCAUCGUCGGCUAUGUCGGAGGCUCGCUUCCGUCCGCCCACCCCCCCCUCCGCCCCCGGCGCCCCGGAACGUCCACCCGCCCUCCGGCACCGCCCCCGCGCGUCUCUGCGCGCGACUCCCACGCACCCCGCGCGCGCGUCGCUGGUGACGCAAACGUUCUGAGAGGCGCCUCGCACGUCGUGCAUCAUGCAUCAUGCAUCGUGCCCCAUCGCGCGCGCAAGCCGGCUGACGGCGUCAGGUGGCCCCCGCGCGGGCCCUGCGGGCACUCUCCGCUCGGCCGCGGAACAGGUCCCGGGGCGGCGCUGGCCGGAGCGCCCUCCCUCGUGAAGCAGGGAAGCGGAUUCGAUCGCGGCGUCGUGCGUGUCGCGGUCCACCACACGGUGUGCGCGGUGGGUGUGUGGGAUCGAGUGGGAUCGAGCGCGGUCGCUGUGUGCCCGCGCGCGCUGGGGGGAGGAGGGCGCACUGCGUGCUGGCAGGAGACGCACGCGCGCUCGAGUCGCCGGGGCGAUCAACGUCAACCCGGCGUGUCCACAACUCGCCGCAGGUCGCCGGACGCCACGACGGAGUCUCAGAGUGCGCGCGCCCUUCGACGGAGAAGGUUGCAAUUUAGCGUGAACGUUCCGGCGAGCGCGCCCGGCGACCCGACGACGCGCGCGGGUUAUCGACGGGAUAAGACGGUCCCGUCGCCGUCCCGGGACUUAUCGCUGUCCGCGACUUAUCCGGAAAACUCGAGGCGGGGUCGCGCGCGUGGUGCGCCACGUACAGACUUCCAGCCAGUCAGCCGCACAACCGCACGUGCCAAGGGCCAGUCUCAGGUCCGGGCUCAUUCAACCACACCGCACGAGCGUUUUGCCGUCGUGUGGCCGCGUCGAGUCGUAUGGAGGGCUCAGGCUCCGUUUACAGGCGCCGACACUGCACCGAGUCGUGCGAGCUCGCUCGGACUCGGACUAGUACGCCCACUUUCAUCGCACCUGGCCAGCAACCCCACGCGCUCUUCCCCCGCGGUCACGGUGAGCGUGAGGAGAAGCCGCGAGGCGCGGGUUACGUACUCGCUUCUAGCCUCCCUUCGUCCGACGCCGCCCCCGCAGCGUCGUACGAGGAGAGGCUCGGAGAAGCCUGCAGGCAAGGCAAACCCCGACCGGCGGCGGCGGGCAGGCGCGACCGGCGGCACCCUCGUUCUCUCGCAAGAACUUGCACGCACGCCGCGCCCGGACUCGAGCUUGAGUGAGCCCGCUUCUGCGCAGGCCGUCCGUGCUCACGGACCAGGGCUGGUGCCAUACAAACUAGCAGGGUUCGUACGAGGCGUCGGCCCCCGGCAGCAGAGCGAGCGCACGGCCCGGCCGGAUGCGUGCACCCAUAGCGGUCUGGGCUCGUCCGCGCGCGGAUUCGACCGCGGACGUGUCGGACGUCGACUCGCUCGAGGACGCGCUGGGACUAGGCUCCCUGCGGGAGAACCGGCGGGAGAAGCGACGAGAAGCGCGAAACGCGGGCCUUCGCCCAGGGGGGGCAGUCAAACUGACAAGGCGCGGAAGGCGCGGGCGCACGAGGGGCCCGUGCCCGGGGGCUGCUCGCCCUCCGUGGCCCCGUGUCUGCUCUUUCUUUCUUGCGCUGUCUCGGAAAGAAGGGCUGCCCGCUCGCAGAAUUCGCGCGGCAUCCCCCGGCGUGCAGGGUCGGCCAUGGGGCACGGUCGCGGUGACGGCCUGCAGUGCUGCGUGGGCUGUACCAACGAACCGUUCGCGAUGCGUUCCGUCGUGGUGGACAAACGCCGCCGCCGCCGCCGCCGUCACACACAGCGCACGAGCGCAGACCCGCACUAUGUACGCCCUCAAGGCCUCACCGUUCGCCGCUGGCUGCGAUGCCCGCCACGCUCGGUCACCGCCGAGCCAACUCAAACUGCGUCCAUCCAGCGUCCGUCUAUUCCUGAACGGGGGACCUCCCUCCGACCCUUUCCAUUCACCGCUCCGCCCCGAGAUAACCUCGAACGGGAUAUGACAAGCCUAUUUGCGUUCCAACGCUACGGCCCGGCCCCGGCCACGUGCGCGCGAAUAUUCUGUGCAGCCCGUCGUCGGUGCCCUGCAUUCUCCGCCGUCCGUUCUGCGCACCUCGCGCCUACGAUCGCCCGGUGGUUAUUUGCCCAUCUGCGGCCUCGCCUAUGCCCCCUUCUUCUUCUUCCUCCUCCUCCGCCUCCUCCUCCUUCCCCCACUCGUGAGGCAGAGAGGGGCCCGUCACCCGCGCUCGCGCGAUGUCGCGGGCCUGCUGAAGGUCGUGGGGCGUGGAGGCUACGGGGGCACUUCAGCCCGCAGCUCCGGCGUGAGCAGGCGCCCCUGUCGUGCCCCGGGGUGUUUGCAACGUCGAGCGAACGUCCCGCGGGGCUUGGCGACGCGGUACGGGCCCGUGGUGCUGGCCAUCGUCGGGGGUCGUUGAAGCCCAUGACGGACGUCGCGCACUCCAACGCCACCAGCGCACGCACGCACGCCGCCCAGGCAAGCGGCUCGAGGGUCGACGUCGGGCCCAGACGGGCCUGCGCCCCGCCCCCGCACAGGCAGAUGCAUCCGCGGCGGCGGCGAAACGCCCCGAUGGCGACUGAUGACGAUGACAUACGCGGCCAGGCAACACCCCUCCGCUCGCGCUCGUCGGGCGUGCCACCGGGUCGGCAGACGAAGGACGAGUGCAGGACGAACGGCUUCGCGUGGGAGGGCCGUCGUGCGCGAACAGAACGCGGGUCGGCGUUCUCGAUCGCGGUCGGCAUUCACGGCGCGAAGCACGCGAAGGAGAAGGACGAGUUCGAACGCGAGGGCGCGUGGGGGGGAGGGGGCAUCGACGGACGCUCCCACGGAUCGCGCGGCGCGCGGCGCGCGUCGGGAUCAGCUGGAGGGUCGAGGGCCUUUGCGCACGAGCGCAGAAACGACCGACUCCAGGGCGCCGCGGUGCUGGCCAGAGCCCUUUUGCUGAAUCAGGCAGCGAUAGCGGCCACCCCGCGGAGUGGCUCCCGUCGCGAACGCGCGCAUCGUGCGCGCGCGCCGUUCUCGAAUGCGCGGGUGUUGGGCGGAUGGCAGUCGGGAUGCGUGGAUCGUGCGCGAGCGCGCGGACUCUUCGAUGCUCGGCCGUUGGACGACCGGACGGUGCGAUGGGCUCCGCUGCGCCCGCAGCGUCGAGGACCAUCAGGUGCGGUGUCGCGUAACCACGCAAGCCAGGGUACACACCCACAUCAUUUUGGCAGGCCGCCCCGCCCCGCCGCCGCCGCCGCCGCCGCCGAGCACCGCACGCGCGGGAGCGGACCCACCCCGAAUCGCGGGAGGGCACGCGUCGCGCGCGGAUAUGGCUCGCACCGGCGGAGCGGCAGGAGGCGCAUUGACUGCCCCGCAUUGAAAGAGAAGAGGGGGGGGGGGCGUCAGAAGGACGAGAAGGAGGGCAUGCUCGUGGGAGGCCACGGUGAUCCACCCCGCAGGCCCGGGUGCCCUGUUGCGCGACGGUCGAGUGGUGGAAGGAUGGAGCACGCCGUGCGCGCGCGCGGGACAGCCUAUCGCCGGGUGGAGACGACCUGCUUCCGCUCGCGGCAGUCGUACUCCAUAGAUCCAACUUGUGCAGUGACACCGGGGGCAUGGGCCAUUAAAUCGCUAAAUGCCAUCCCAGUUACAAUCGGUCCACUACUACGAUUUGACUCCGCUGCAGCCCGCAGUUACACGGGCCUCGGGCUCGACCUGCGGGCCUGCCUCGAGAUCGAUUCGAUGCGUCGACGGUCGCCGCUUCUCCGUCCCCGCCACGCCAACUCGGACCUGCAGGGGCCGUCGAAGACGGAACGAGGGCCCUGCACAUCGAUCCGUCCACGCCUGCGCCACCCCCUCGCCGCCUCGGGAAGUGCGCUCACCACAAGGAUCGAACGUUCGCGGGUCGGUACACACGAGGCCGGUCCCAGUCGCGCGCGCGCCCAGCGCCCUGACCUGGAUCCCCACCGCGUCUCCCGGGCCAGGGUCCCACCCCGCGCGCGAGCAGGGCGCAGGCGCGGGCGUGGGACGCGCGGCGCACCCUGCUGCUUCUGCCGCCCCGAGGCCCCAGCUGCGGAGAUACGAGGGCGCGAAAGCGAACGGGGUGCGGGGAGGGGUGCGCACGGGCGCCAGCGAGACUGGCCAGGGCCACAGCGUGCACGCCGGCGGCCCGGACCCUGCCUGCAGCUGUGCUCCGCCUUCGCAGGCUUCUCUUCCGCGGUCAUCAUGAUCAGGACUUGCGAGCGCGCGCCUGCGUUCGCGUCCGGGCUGGGGCCGAUGGCGUGCGGGCUUGCCAUGCAUGCGUGCGGUCUGGGUUCGAGGGACUGCGGCGUGCGUCCACUUUCACGGCCAGUCAGCGCUGGGGUGGCCCGGAGGGUGUUGAGACGGGACACACGACCCAAAACACGACCGACCUCGCUCCAUCUGGAACGGCGACGGAGAGGGCUGACCCCCGGACGACGCAGACGCACGGCUAGUGCCAGUGCCGCCUGCCACCCACAGCCCGGCGAGCCUCAUGUUCGUGCCCGACACACCAACACAGAAACGUCGACCGCGGACUGUUCGCCCACUCGUCCGACCCGCGUCGGAUCCGCAGGCCCGCCGAGCACGUAUGGGGCCCUGAGGCUUGAGGAGCCCCCUCGGCCAACCGUUUCGUGUCGCGACCCAUCUCGCCGCAAACUUCGAUCGCGCGCCCCACCGACACGCAACACGAGGCGUGCCGGACUAGCACGGGCGUCCCACGUACGCCCCCGUGCAGAUCGCCUGCUAGAGGUCCGCACAUUUCGUGCGCCGAGCGGCUUGUACUGGAGCGUUCGACAUACGCUCCGAAGAGAUCGAAAGGACGGACGCGGCGGUGGGCCUCCCCCGGACACGAUGCCCGCUGGCAGGACGCAGCGAAGACUCUGGGCCACGGCUUCUCAUAAGACGAGCGGGGGCUCGGCAAGGCGGCGGCCAACAGAGGCGCAGGGAGGCACGGUCUCGAUUCGUGUGUGUGUGACGCGGCACGACGGGCCCGGCCGCCCUUCCUUCCCUUCCCUUCUCCUUCCCCGUAGCCAACAGUGGGCCCCGCGCGCAGCCCACGCACACGCACUCCGCCACGGCGAGGGCUAUUUUCGACGCGCGAGAGGCGGGCGCGCCGAGAAUAGCGCAGGCCGCGGAAGGCGGGUGCGGGAGAAGGCGCGACGCGAGGGAACAGAACAGAACAGACGCGGGGCUUCGCGCGGCCCCGUGCCUGUCCCGCCCCCCACUGCAUCCGCGGCGCAGUGGCCGCUGGAGAUCUGGGGAAGUCUGGAGGAGCGAAGCGCGAAGGCGGGCCCAGGCGUGCUGAAGCUGGGUGGACCCUGGGGCCUGAGGCCUGAUGUACGCCUGAGGCCUCAGGUCCGAGGGACGGCGGAAACGGAUCCUGGAGGACUGACCAAGGUCGGGAAGGAAGGCGCAGUGAGAAGACCCGCCCGUGGACGGACACGGACGCCUCCCGGCGAAGCGGGUGCCCCAGGCUUGCUCCCAAUGCCGUGGCGCGGAACGAGCUCAACCAAAGUUCGCGCCCCGGGCGAUGGCGUCCGGCGCGGCUCGUUCGAACUUCGUGCGCGUUGUCCAGGGGAAAAGGUCUCGGGGCCAGUCUCUGUCAGCCCGGGCCGUGGCCGAGUGUCGACGCUCGAACGUGAGAGGCUGGCGGGCGAGCGCUGCGUAGCGACUCCACGAAGAUGGGCUGCGAGAGCGCUCGUGCUAGCGGGUGGCCGGAGCGCCUGCGAUGCGAUAGCUGAGAGGGGAACCGGAUAUCCUGAAUCCUGA
Epithele typhae is the source of this 7113-nucleotide messenger RNA. RefSeq lists its product as uncharacterized. Bases 1 to 7113 code for a protein of 2370 amino acids. Lineage: Eukaryota; Fungi; Basidiomycota; Agaricomycetes; Polyporales; Epitheliaceae. The record is from RefSeq and is a predicted model, not a curated record. The transcript is spliced from 23 exons.